Agrilus planipennis (emerald ash borer) is the source of this 1601-nucleotide messenger RNA. RefSeq lists its product as uncharacterized. The coding region runs from base 870 to 1601 and encodes 243 amino acids. NCBI's taxonomy places the organism in Eukaryota, Metazoa, Arthropoda, Insecta, Coleoptera, Buprestidae. The transcript is spliced from 5 exons. The record is from RefSeq and is a predicted model, not a curated record.
CUGUUUCGGUUUAAAAAAGGUUAGAACUCACAAAUUUAUCGUGUAAUAAACUCACUAUCAAACUAUAAAUUAGGUACAUGUAAGUAGCAAUUUAGUAGUACGCAUCUAAUAGUGGUAUUCAAUGUUUUACACUAAGUUUUUAGUCAUUAUCAGGUAUAAAUUACUUCAAACUGGGCCGCUGCUUUUGAGAUUUGCACUUUUAUUAUACAUUCUUUUAUAAAUAAAACGAAAAUAGAUUAGUUGGUGAUUUUUUUCGAAUAAUGGAAAUAAGUAUUAUAUAAUAAGCGUUGUGCCUCUUGCAACAAAUAUAACGAGAUUAAAGGUCGAGGACAUCAAAAAUAAAAUAUUUAAAUUUACGUAUUAGUGCCUUUUAUUUUUUUGAAAUUGCCGCUGUGUUUAAUACCGGAAAUCAACUCCAUCAAAAUGUGAUAGGUUUUGUGUAUGUUCAGAUUUCGGAUUUUGUUAACAGUGAUUUCUUUUAAAUUUGUUGAUGUACAACAUGGUCUAAUAUGAAGAAGAUAAGGAGCAAAAUUUAAAUUUGUUGUUUUCGAAGUGACAAUCAAUUUCAUUUUAGUGGCUUCUCAAUUGACAAAUAUCGAGUUAUAAACAUAACCUAUAAAUUGAUUUAAUGGUGUUAUUAACUCCAGUAAACAAGGGCUAGCUAAAGCGUUUAGUGUAACAGACAUAAAAUUGUAUAAGAUUUGUAAGAACCGCAAAUUCUAAACGAUUGUUUUAAUUAUUAUUAUAAGUAGCUAGAGACUAGCAGUGUAGUGUAUUAUAUAGUGGUACUGAUGUGAUUCUCCAACUACUAAUCAAAGAGAUAACCAUAAAUGGACAGUAAAAUAAAUCAAAUCGUUUAACUAUUUAAAAUGAAGUCUAAUGGAGCCAGCGAUAAAGAAAUUGACUUAAAUAGUAGUUAUGAUCAUGGAUAUGCAUCAAAUUCUGGGACCGUUCUGCCCAACCUUUCAAGUUCAAACUGUCAAAACGCCGAAAGUGAGGUUAAAUUUUUAAGAGAAUGGUUGUUGUUGCACUUGGAUUUAAUUCAACAGCAAAAUGACGAAAUUCUAAGCAAGGAAAAGACAAUUUCAAUGCUUAAACAAGAAAAUGAAAUGCUUAAAGAACGCCUAAACAGCUUUCAAAAAGGGAUCUCCUCCCAUUCUCAAAGAACAACAGAGUCUAAUUUGGAUAAGUUUAUUACGAAUACUGACUUUAAGAUAACGGAAGUUUCCCAUAUUGUUAGGGAAGAAAAAGAGGAAAUUCCCUUACUUUCGCUCUCUACUGAAACAAAUUCUAUAACUGUAGAAAAGGCUGAUUAUCCCGAAGAUCAUAAACCUGAAGAAAAUUCUUCAUCUAAUGUGAACUCAUGUACCACUUACUACAAUUUGCCAGUAAAUAACAGUGAUAGCACUCAAGUUGAUGAAAAAGCACAAAAAGACAACUUCAACAGCUCUGAUUGUAGUGCCCUAUUAAAUAAUUUAACAGAAAAUAAUAAGUGUACAGAUAACAUACCAGCAGCCACCUCAGUUGAUGUUUCACUAAAGAACAUACGAAUGAGUAUCCGAAGGAAAAGAUUAUGUAAAACGGAAAACCAACUGUUGUAG